Thlaspi arvense is the source of this 1971-nucleotide messenger RNA. Lineage: Eukaryota; Viridiplantae; Streptophyta; Magnoliopsida; Brassicales; Brassicaceae. The record is from the annotation of a GenBank genome assembly.
AUGGAAACUCCGAGUGGCACCAUCAUCUUCACCACCAUUGGUCGUACUAACUACGGCUUCGACGUUUUCUCUCUCCACAUAGCUUCCUCCGUCGAACGUUGUUUAACAGACGGCGUCUCCGUUAACUUCAACGCUCAAUUCGCCAAUGGCAACGGCGAUGUCGUCUUCGUUUCGGAACGUGCCGGUUCUGCCCGGAUUUUUAGAACCCGACCCGGAGAUUCAAAGCCUGAGGAGCUUCCCGGAGCUCCGGAGAGCUUAUUCCACGACCGUCCGUUAGUUACUCAAAACAAUAUACUUUAUUUCAUCUCCUCUCACGAGCAGCCUGAUCGUCAUUUCAAGAAUUGGUCUGCCCUCUACGCCGUGAAGCUCGACGGCGAAGAGAGUCAAGUUACACGUGUCACUCCGCCAGACACCGCCGAUUUUAGCCCGGCGGCUUCUCAGUCGGGAGAGUUUUUGGCCGUCGCGUCCUAUGGGUCUCGUCUUUGGGGCGGUGAAUUUAAUGAGAUCAACACUGAUAUUGUUGUUUUCAGAGCAUCUGAGCCGGAGACGAGAGUGGUGAUUUGCGAGCGAGGCGGAUGGCCGACUUGGUCCGGCGACUCAACCGUUUUCUUUCACCACCAAGCAGAGGACGGUUGGUGGAGCAUUUUCCGGGUGGAUGUACCGGAGAAUUUCAAGGAAUAUUCCGGUUUUCCCAUCGAACCGAUCCGAGUCACUCCUCCUGGACUCCACUGCUUCACUCCUGCCGCUUUCCACGACGGGAAACGAAUCGCCGUCGCAACCCGUCGUCGCGGCGUCAACUAUCGUCACAUCGAGAUUUUCGACAUUGAACACAAAACUUUUAAACCGGUGAGUGAGCCACUCAACCCGAGUUUCCACCAUUACAGCCCCUUCGUGUCUGCCGAUUCCGAGUUCCUCGGCUACCACCGGUUCAGAGGCGAGUCGACUCAGGGCGAGUCAAAAAUUCCGAACCUAGAAUCGAUCGCCUCACCAAUCAAAACCCUCCGCUUGCUCAGACUAAACGGAUCAUUUCCGUCAUCAUCUCCUGACGGUGAUCUGAUCGCAUUGAACUCCGAUUUCGACGUUAACGGUGGUAUCAAAGUCGCCAAAUCUGACGGUUCGAAACGAUGGACGUUGAUCAAGGACCGUACAGCUUUCUGCAAUUCGUGGAGUCCCACGGAGCGUCAUGUCAUCUACGCAUCUCUCGGUCCGAUCUUCCGUCCGCCGGGAAUCGCGGUUCAGAUUGCUCGAAUCAAGUUCGAUCCGUCGGAUCUCACCGCCGAUAAAGAAGAGCUUCCAUGUGAAGUGAAGUUUCUCACUCUAGAGAACACCGGGAAUAACGCCUUCCCGUCUUGCUCCCCCGACGGUAAAUCCGUCGUGUUUCGAUCCGGCCGAUCGGGUCAUAAGAACCUCUACAUCAUAGAUGCUGUUAACGGAGAAUCUGACGGCGGAGACGGAAUUCGACGGUUGACGAAGGGACCAUGGAUCGACACUAUGCCUUGCUGGUCUCCGAAAGGGGAUCUCAUCGGGUUCUCAUCUAAUCGGCACAAUCCAGCGAACACCGAAACGUUUGGCGCUUAUGUGGUGAGGCCUGACGGUUCUGGCUUGAGGAGGAUCCAAGUUGCGGGACCGGAAGGAUCGGAGGAAGCGGCGAGGGAGAGGGUUAAUCACGUGAGUUUCAACAAGGAUGGUGACUGGCUAGUACUCACGGCGAACUUCGGUGGAAUUACGGCGGAGCCGGUGGCGAUACCGAAUCAGUUUCAGCCGUAUGGGGAUUUGUACGUUGUGAAAUUGGACGGAACGGGGUUGAGGAGGCUGACGUGGAAUGGGUAUGAAGAUGGAACUCCCACGUGGCAUACUGUGGAUGAUCUGGAUCUAAGUCGUUUGAGUUUGAACGGUCAAGAUGGAGACAAGCUUGAAGGUCAGUUUGAGGAGCCGUUGUGGAUUUCUUGCGAUAUAUCUGAAAAAAUAUGA